Molecule: messenger RNA, 3555 nt
Organism: Silurus meridionalis
Lineage: Eukaryota; Metazoa; Chordata; Actinopteri; Siluriformes; Siluridae
Gene: adnpa
Product: activity-dependent neuroprotector homeobox a
Exons: 4
Coding region: 376-3222 (948 amino acids)
Biological process (GO): regulation of gene expression
Cellular component (GO): nucleus
Molecular function (GO): DNA binding
Source: RefSeq, a predicted model, not a curated record
AUGUCACUUCCGCUGAAUCAGUCCGCCAUCUUGAACAGGCUUGGUUAGUGUCUGAAAUGAUCUAGAUGGAAAAAAAACCCUUGCUAUUCCGGAUUUCGGUCUGCUAUUGAUUUCAAUGAUAUUGUUUUUGUUUGUUAGUUUCUUUAAAAGACCUACUUGAUGAUCAGAUAAGCAGAGAGAUCAAUGGGCUACUAAAGACCAUCGCAAAUGUAGAUGAUUAUGGAAACCUAUGGAUCCCCAAGAUAAAGUUAAAAAGAUCCAGCAGCAACAUCGAAAUGAAGGAGUAGUGUUUUCAUUUCUCUCUAAUCGCCCGGAUUCAUUCAUUCAGCACCAAACAAAAAGUUCGAGGCAGCAGGAGGAAAAUAUAAGGAAAAAAUGUUUCAGCUUCCGGUAAACAAUCUUACACGCCUGAGAAAAGCUCGGAAAAGGGUCAAGAGGUUGUUAAGUGAUAUUGGUUUGGACUACUGCAAGGAACAUAUAGAGGAUUACAAAGAGUUUAGUCCUGAUGAGUUUUAUAUGAAACAUUUUUACCUUGAUGUAUGUGUAUGGGAUCCAUCCUGGACAAAGUCACAGGACUACAGAACCAAGCAAUUUUGCUGCUCAGAUUGUCCUUUUGCUUCCAAAUACUUCUCAGCCUACAAGAAUCACUUUCGGAAUGUUCACAGAGAUGACUUUGAGAACCGCAUCCUGCUUAACUGCUCCUAUUGCAUGUACAGUGGUAACAAACGGACUUUGGAGACUCAUGUUAAGCUUUUCCACAUGCCUUAUAACAUUGCGCGACAGGGCAUUGCCAGUCAACUUGGAGCCGUGGUGGGUAGUAAGGACAGUUUACGGAUGGACAAGCCUUUGUCGACUGACAGAAAGGAGCUAUCAAUGUAUUACUGCAAGAAAUGCAACUAUCGGGACAGAUUGUACAAUAUAGUGCGCAGGCACAUUUAUAGGGAACACUUCCAGCAUGUGACUACACCUUACAUAGUCAAAAACUCAGAGAAGCAAGAAAACAGUGAGGAAGCCACUAUAAAUAGCUCCUUUCACUGUAAGAGCUGCCUCUUUGUCCCACGUUCCUAUGAGGCACUGGUUCAGCAUGUUAUUGAGUUUCAUGAACAUAUUGGCUAUCAAGUAACUGCUAUGAUUGGCCAUACAACUGUUCUAGUAGCUUGUCCUCAGGCCAGCACAAUUCAGAGGAGUACUCCAUUCGCACCUGGUAUACCUUCACACAUGGUCCAGCCAGUUAAUUGCUUUAAUAUGCCUAAAGGAAUGCGACUGCCUUUUGGUAACCAUCACAAACCAGGUGUGACAGGACGCUCUGGCCAGCCACUGUGCAUUACACUACCUGACAAAGCUCUUUUGUCCAGCACAGCUGCCCAGUUACAUACAGGAAAACAGCUAGGUAGCUGGGUCACAUCAUCACAUGGUAAUGCCUCCAUCUUCCCUUCAGUGAAGUCGCUACCCCUCUCUUCAGUGCAUGCUGCUACUGCCAGUUUCACCUCAUUACAGGCCAAGAAAGGUUCAGCUAAUGCACCGAACAACUCACCAACACAGAAGUGGAAGCUCUGCACAAUCUGCAACGAAUUAUUCUCUGAGAGUGCAUACAACGUUCACAUUGAAAAGGUACAUCAGGUUGAAAGGGUGCAUGCUAUGGCUAAGUACAUUAUGAAGAUACACAAUUUCACAAGCAAGUGUCUUUAUUGUAAUCGCUACCUGCCAAGUGAAACUCUGCUCAACCACAUGCUAAUACAUGGACUGACGUGCCCACAGUGUCAUUCCACAUUUUAUGAGGUUGAGAAAAUGGUAGAGCACAAGAGGCAGAUGCAUCCAAAUGAACCAGGGCAUCUUCCUAUUGACUCUCCUGUGACAUUUGAUCUGACUCUUCAACAAGGCAGUCCAAAGAAUGUGCAACUUAUAGUGACCACAUAUAACAUGAAGGAAGUAUCCAACUCAUCAUUGACAUCUGUGCAAACACCAAACAAUGUUGAAUCCAGGUCUACAAUAAUAAAAGCAAAGGGGCCAAGAUCUAGCGAAUCACUGAUAUGGAAUGCACAUCAAAAUGUAGUACCCCAGAACACAGAAAUUGGUAAGACACUGUGUCCAAUCUGCUUUACAAUUCUAAAGGGUUCCAUUUCUGAAACACUUGCACAACAUCUCAGAGAUCGGCAUCAGGUGCUUCAGACUCUUCAUCCAGUUGAGAAAAAGCUCACUUACAAGUGUAUCCAUUGCUUGGGUGUAUACACGAGUAACAUGACAGCUUCCACAAUCACGCUUCAUCUUAUACACUGCCGAGGGGUUGGACAAGCUCCAAAGGUUUACAACAAGAAUUGUAUUUCAGCUCUUAAGCGAGAUCUUGUUGCAGCAGAUACAUGUGAUCCUAAGAAGAAAAAAAUUGUUUCUCAAAGUAGGAACUAUCCCACAAUAUUUGUGGAAAAGGAAGCAGACCCUGUUCUCGUCUUGGACCCCAGAGGUUACUCAGACAAAUCUUAUGAUGCACGUAAGGCUUUCUUGACUGCCUAUUUCAACCAGCAGCCAUAUCCAUCCCAACGAGAGGUUGAAAAACUUGCAGCAAACCUGUGGCUGUGGAAGUCUGACGUCAUAAGUCACUUUGCCAAUCAAAGGAGGUCAUGUGAAUUGGACUUUGUGACUCGUAAGCCAUUAGUUUUACUUGGCUUUAACAUGCAAGCAGUGAGCCAACUCAAUCAUGAAAUUAACUUUGAUUGUGAGUGGUUGUUCACAGUAAAUGAUGAGAAGAAAUGUGGAAUUUCAAGAACUACACAAAAGAGGAUGAAGGCUUCUUUUGAUUUCUCUAAUGAAAGGAGCACUAUCACCCAUGUGACAGAGGCCCUAAAUCCUGCAAAACAUACUCAAAGCAACUGUGCCUUCAAGCCAAGUCCUCGGUCUUCAAAACCCAGUGACUUUUUUAGAGAAUCUGAGCCAAAGGAGGUGUCCCUGGAUAAUAGAACAUUGAAAACUACAUCUACAUUUCCUACAGUGCUUCAGACUUGGACAAAAGAGACUGUGAGUCAGGAGAGGUUCUUGCAUAAGAGAGGUGGGAGGGUGGCUAGUACAGAUUUUACUAAGGAAGGGGCAAAGAGUCUAGAUGGUUGUGUGUCUGGUUCCAGAACUGAAGAUUCAACAUGGUCAGGGGGCAUGUCCCCAAAUGAAAGCAUUUAUAGACCAGCAGGACGAUUUGAAGAGAAGGGUAAAGAAAUGGGUUUGCUAGGCAGAUGAUCCAAGUUUUGGUCCAAGUCUCCUAAUUCUCAAGGCAAAUGUCUUUCAAUCUUGUAUUUGCCCCAGAACCUUAAAUUAUGACAAAUAAAAAUGAUUUUUUUUUUUUUUUUUUUAAACCAGUGGUACAUAGGGUACAGUAAGGAAACAUUUUACUCCCAGCAUUCCUUUUGGGAACAAGCAAGAAGACAUAGCAUACUGAAACAUAUUUCUUCACCCAUAUGUCCUAUUAUGAUUUUUAUUUUUGUGUAUUUACUCACACAGCUGAUUGAAUUGUUUCAAAGUGUAGGAAUUCUUGUUUUUCUCUGAUAAAAAUAAAAUUAACAUUGUAAUUUA